This is a messenger RNA of Xenopus laevis (African clawed frog), 4385 nucleotides long. It is a transcript of the gene lrig3.L, whose product is annotated as leucine-rich repeats and immunoglobulin like domains 3 L homeolog. The coding region runs from base 851 to 3976 and encodes 1041 amino acids. The transcript has 19 exons. Lineage: Eukaryota; Metazoa; Chordata; Amphibia; Anura; Pipidae. The record is from RefSeq and is a predicted model, not a curated record.
GAGGGGCUACAGCUAGUGGGCCCAGGUUUACUUAUGAAAAGUUUAUUAUAGGGGACCUUAAUUGUUUAUUAUGUACUCCCCACCCAGAACAGAAUGUGAUUUCUUAUACCAGCAUGUGUAUGCAGCCCUUGUAUGAACAGCAAGGCUUAUAGCAUUCUGGGAGUUGGAGUUCAGCAAACAUCAGGUUUGAGUUUCUUGUCAGUUCAUAUUACUUGAGGUAGUUGGGUAAGAAAUAAAAUAUUAUGUGACUACAUGCAUUUGAUAAGGCUCUAUUUUCUAUCUAAUGGCAUGGAUGGAAUUGCAUACAGCCCCUUUCCUGUUCGCACCUAUAAAGAUAUAUAAUGUAGCCUUUCCAGGAAAUAAACAAAAUGUCUGAUAUGGAGGUGAUGAGAUUGACGUCAGUUCACACAUUCACUUUAUAUGCAAAUAGGUGUGUUGCAACCCAAAGCAUAGAGUCGUUAAAAUUUGUAUACUCCAACAGGAUUCAACAUUGCUUUAAUUAUGCUAACGUAGCCCCAGUUUUUUGUGUUUUUUGUCCACUCAUGACUCAAUGAUUGCUCACAAUGGCAAUCCUCAUCAAGCUCUGAUGGAGUUCGGCACUUCAUUGUUUAAUUACAAAAGAGCUGUAAAUGAAGUCCCUUUUAUCUAACAUUGUUCUCGCUGGCCUGUGAAGCUUUAGGAAUGCAUGUUGGAUUUUUCAUUCCUUCACCUACUGAUUGAAUUCAUGGCAGAUUAAGAAUAUUCAUGUGUCCAUUGUCCCUCACAUUUCCUGAAGCUCCUUUCUGUUUAAACUUCCUCUUCCACCAUGUAAACGUUCAUAGCAUGCAGAACUAGGUUUGGGCUACUAACAAUGGAUAAUGCAUCAAAAUUCAGGGAUUUGAGUCAUAACAAACUGUCUUCAAUCAAAGCCAGUUCCAUGAAUCACCUUCAUAAUCUGAGAGAACUGCGGCUGAAUAAUAAUGAAUUGCAAAUCAUACCAGAUCUUGGACAGCUGUCUGCAAACAUAACACUCUUUUCCUUGACAAAUAAUAAAAUUGAAGUAAUCUUGCCAGAGCACCUGAAACCUUACCAAUCUCUGGAAACACUAGACUUGAGUAACAAUCUUAUCACCGAGCUGAGAGCUGGAUCAUUUCCUGCACUGCAGCUAAAGUAUCUGUAUAUCAAUAAUAAUCGUAUAAACACAAUGCAGUCCGGUGCAUUUGACAAUUUAUCAGCUACAUUACAAGUAUUGAAACUCAAUAAGAAUCGGAUCUCAAAUAUUCCAUCUAAAAUGUUCAAAUUGUCCAAUCUGCAGCACCUAGAACUAAAUCGAAACAGAAUUAAAGAAAUUUUGGGGCUCACAUUUCAGGGACUUGACUCUUUAAAAUCACUAAGAAUACAGAGGAAUUCAAUAGCACGGCUUAUGGAUGGAGCAUUUUGGGGAUUAAGUACAAUGGAAAUUAUGCAACUGGAUCACAACAGACUUACAGAAAUUACUAAGGGAUGGUUGUAUGGCCUGCUUAUGUUGCAAAAACUCCAUCUCAGCCAAAAUGCCAUCAGGAGUAUCAGCCCUGAUGCCUGGGAGUUUUGCCAAAAACUCAGUGAGCUAGAUUUGUCCUUCAAUCAACUAACCAGACUAGAGGAGUCAAGCUUUGGAGGCUUAGGCCUUCUUAGUGGUUUACAUAUAGGGAACAACAAAGUCAAUUUUAUAGCAGAUGGAGCAUUUCGUGGACUAUCAAGUUUGAACAGUUUAGAUCUCAAAAGCAAUGAAAUUUCUUGGACCAUUGAAGACAUGAAUGGAACGUUUUCUGGACUAGAAAGACUUCAAAGGCUUACCCUACAAGACAACAGAAUUACAUCAAUUACGAAAAAAGCAUUUUCUUGGUUGGAUGCUCUUGAGUACCUAGACCUAAGUGACAAUGCCAUCACCUCAAUGCAGACUAAUACAUUCUCCCAAAUGAAGAGCCUUCAGCAACUAUACUUGAACACCACAAGUCUAUUGUGUGAUUGCCAACUGAAAUGGUUACCUACGUGGUUAGCAGAAAGCAAGUUUCAGAUGUUUGUAAACGCAAGUUGUGGCCAUCCUCAGAUCCUUAAAGGCAAAAGUAUAUUCACAGUUAGCCCUGAUGACUUUGUGUGUGAUGAUUUUCCCAAACCACAGAUUACUGUUCAGCCUGAAACUCAGUCGGCAAUAAAAGGCUCCAAUGUGACUUUUAUCUGUUCAGCAGCCAGUAGUAGUGAAUCUCCAAUGACCUUUGCAUGGAAAAAAGACAAUGAACUUCUGCAUGACUCUGAGAUUGAAAAUUAUGCCCAUCUACGGGCACAAGGUGGAGAAGUGAUGGAAUAUACAACUAUUCUGCGUCUUCGCAAUGUGGAAUUCAUCAGUGAGGGAAAAUACCAGUGUGUCAUAUCCAAUCAUUUUGGUCCAACAUACUCCGUCAAAGCCAAACUCACAGUUAACAUGCUUCCCUUAUUCACAAAGAUGCCUAUGGACCUUACUAUUCGAGCUGGAUCAACAGCUAGACUAGAAUGUGCAGCGGUGGGACAUCCAACACCACAAAUAGCUUGGCAGAAAAAUGGUGGCACAGACUUUCCUGCAGCCCGAGAGCGGCGCAUGCAUGUCAUGCCAGAAGAUGAUGUGUUUUUCAUAGUGAAUGUUAAAACAGAAGAUAUUGGGGUGUACAGUUGUACUGCCCAGAACAGUGCAGGAAGUAUUUCCGCUAAUGCUACACUGACAGUGUUAGAAACCCCAUCGUUUCUACGGCCAUUAAUGGAUCGUACUGCAUCAAAGGGGGAAACAACUGUUUUACAAUGCAUCACAGGUGGAAGCCCCACACCGAAAGUAAACUGGACAAAGGAUGAUAGUCCAUUAGUUGUAACAGAGAGGCAUUUUUUUGCUGCUGGAAAUCAGCAUCUGAUUAUUGUGGACACAGACCUUGAAGAUGCUGGCAAAUAUACAUGUGAGGUGUCCAAUAUUCUUGGAACAGUAAGAGGCAAUAUUCAUCUUAGUGUAUUACCUAAUCCAACCUGUGAUUCACCUGUCAAUACAAUACAAACUGCAGAAGAUGAUGGCUGGGCAACAGCUGGAAUAGUGAUCAUUGCAGUGGUCUGCUGUGUGGUGGGAACAUCCCUUGUUUGGGUUGUCAUUAUAUAUCAUACCAGAAGAAAAAAUGAAGACUGCAGUGUUACAAAUACAGAUGAGACAAAUCUACCAGUGGAUACCCCAAGUUAUUUAUCCUCCCAAGGCACAUUGGCAGAAAGACAAGAUGGCUACAGUUCAUCUGAAAAUGGAAGCCACCAAUUCAUAUCCUCGUCAAUGAGUGGUUAUUUCUUACAGCAAAGAGAUCAUGGAGUCUGUCAUAUGGAUAAUGGGAGUGAGGCUGACCUGGAAGUUGCAACGGAUCCACUUCUCUUUAACUACACAGGAGUACCGGGCCCAUUGUAUUUAAGAGGAAAUCCUUAUGAUCCUGAUGCAUAUGAAAUAUUUCAUGCAGGAUACAGCAUGGAUCAAAGAACACCAAAUAUAAAUUUUUAUGAAUCAGAGUAUUUAAAGCAGAAGGAUUUUGGCUUUUACGGGCAUCCGCAUGAUGACUGCUUCAAGAAUGCCUGCAGUCAUGGUAUACAGUCAUUGGCUGGUAGAAUUGUUGGCCCGACGUGUAGUCACAAAGAGGACAUUGAAAUAAAAGCAAGUUCUGAUAUUGACAUUUUAGGCUUAAAACAUGACCAAGGGUCACAAGCAUCUUGCAGCACUUAUCUAGGAACCUUUGGAAAACCUUUAUGGAGGCCUCCUCUAGAUUCUCCUUGUGGCUAUGUACAACCAUCAUUUAGUCAUCUGACAUCCCACACUUUCCCACAAACUAAACUGAACAUGCAGUUGGAGAAUGGGAAAGAUGAAUCACAAAGGACAAAUACUCCAGAUGAAAAUUCUACAUUGUUUCUCAAAAUGACUUCUGAAUUUCAAAGAACUGGUUAUCCGUGCUAUGAGCUGGAUACAUAGCAGCAUUUAAUUAUUUGCAUUUAUUUAAUGAACAGUUUUCAACAUGCUACCUCAAAUUUUACAAUUACGGAUAAUAAAAAAAAAAGACUGAAGGUAUAUUCAUCUUGGAAUGUACAUGGACUGUUAUAAUGGACUUUUGAACUUUCCCAAUUUUUAUAUGAAAGAAAGAUAAACAUGUCUUAAUUAUUUUAGAGCUGUUUUUAAGUUUAUAUGUUUGUAAUUUAAAAAAAAGUGUAAGUAUUUGAUAUAAAUAUUUUUGUAUUUUAAAAUAUCGAAAUUUUCUAUGGAAAAUGAAUAUUGCUAAGUGCUUAAAAAGUAGAGCCUCAAAGUUGUCAUAAUUUAAAUUUGACUAUAUGUACACUUGCACAAGUCAAAUAAAAUAUUCUGCCGUUCUUACGGUGAUGUUAAA